AAUCGGCGCCGCCCGCUGGCUGCGGACGCAGCUAAGCGGGUGUUCCCCAUCUGUUCCUUGGGGCUUUCUGAAGGAAGGAGGGCGACAGCGUGCAGCCGCGCUGCGCUCCGUUGCGUGUGUGUUCCCCACUUAGGGCCUGCCCCUCCCCCGCCGCCAGAAGCCCUGUGUGGGCUGGGCGCACCGCCCCCCCCACGUUAGCUCCCGGGGGCGCGCGGACGGUUUAGCCUCCCCGGCCCGGUCCCCGGCCCCGGCCCUGUCGCCCCGCCAUCGGAGCGGUGACCGCCCGGUCCGCCGUUCUUCCGCUGCCACCGCUGCCGGCACCAUGGGCAGUGAGCAGAGCUCCGAGGUCGAGAGCCGACCCAACGAUCUGAACUCCUCAGUGACUCCUUCCCCAGCUAAGCAUAGAGCCAAGAUGGAUGAUAUUGUGGUUGUAGCUCAGGGCUCUCAAGCCUCACGGAAUGUCAGCAAUGAUCCAGAUGUCAUCAAGUUGCAAGAGAUCCCAACCUUCCAGCCCCUUUUGAAAGGGCUGUUGAGUGGCCAGACUUCCCCAACAAAUGCCAAAUUGGAGAAACUGGAUUCUCAGCAGGUGCUGCAGCUCUGUCUCCGGUACCAGGAUCACCUACACCAGUGUGCGGAGGCUGUUGCUUUUGAUCAGAAUGCUUUGGUUAAACGAAUCAAGGAGAGUCCUCAGGGACCCGGGCUCCUAACUCACUGCACUGCCAGCCCAAGGUCUACAGAGACCGUAUCCACAUUCCAGCAGCGGCAUGCUGGAGGAAGGGACCAAGAGGACAAGCAGCGCAGAACGUGUGCCAGCCAGCUCUGCAGGAGGGCGCCAGAAGCUGCCAUGGAUCUGUCUGUAGAAACCCUCUUUAGCUUCAUGCAGGAGCGCCAGAAAAGGUACGCCAAAUACGCAGAGCAGAUCCAGAAAGUCAAUGAGAUGUCAGCCAUCUUGCGCCGCAUCCAGAUGGGCAUCGACCAGACGGUGCCGCUGAUGGAGCGGCUCAACAGCCUGCUGCCCGAGGCCGAGCGCCUCGAGCCCUUCAGCAUGAAGCCCGAGCGCGAGCUCCGGCUGUAGCGCCAGCCGCACUGCCCUGCUGAGGCCGAGGCGCUGGCGUGGAGGGCGCCAAGCCGACCCGGAGUCAGAGUGCGCCCGAAGCUGGCAGAGGAGCGGGCCCUCCCUGCAGGCCCAGAAGCCGCAGCCACAUAGGCGCCUGGCUCUGCUGCCUCCCUGCGCCCGGACCAUGGGCACAGCGAGCCGAACUAGUCUCGUCGAUGACCGCAACUGGACCUCGGAACCCUGCAUGGACAGUUUUCUUUAUUUUGCUCAUGUGUUUUUAAUUGAGUGUGUGUAUCGUCUUAGGGGCGAGAGUGAAAUGUGGACAAAAGGGAGAAAAUUUUAAUAGCUGUGUGUCCUGGUGCUCUUGUGAAAGUUUACUCAGGCCCCCUGGGUUAUGAGUUGUAAACAUAAAAAACUAACAUAACCCA
Chinchilla lanigera (long-tailed chinchilla) is the source of this 1485-nucleotide messenger RNA. It is a transcript of the gene Borcs5, whose product is annotated as BLOC-1 related complex subunit 5. The record is from RefSeq and is a predicted model, not a curated record. Bases 323 to 1075 code for a protein of 250 amino acids. Gene Ontology annotation, biological process: organelle transport along microtubule; positive regulation of anterograde synaptic vesicle transport; lysosome localization. Gene Ontology annotation, cellular component: BORC complex; synaptic vesicle membrane; cytoplasmic side of lysosomal membrane. NCBI's taxonomy places the organism in Eukaryota, Metazoa, Chordata, Mammalia, Rodentia, Chinchillidae. The transcript is spliced from 5 exons.